Messenger RNA from Cooperia oncophora, 612 nucleotides. The record is from the annotation of a GenBank genome assembly. Lineage: Eukaryota; Metazoa; Nematoda; Chromadorea; Rhabditida; Trichostrongylidae.
AUGUCCAACGAAUUACGUCAACGUCAACAGCAACCUAACUAUGAUCCAUUCGUCUAUUCAAAAUCUCAUACACCUCCACCUGAUUUUGGCGAUUUGGGUGAUGAUGUGGCCGUUAAGGAUAAAUUCAAGGAUUUUGCUGAUAAAACCACUGCACACGGGGCUAAACGUAUCCUUAUCGCUCAUAAUGGUCUCAGCCGAAUGUUCUGGAUGAGCCUCAUUGUAUUCUUUCUUACAUUAUUCUUAUAUCAAGCCGGUACACUAAUAGUGAAAUAUAAAAAGCACGACAAAAUCACGAGUAUAUCAUUGAAAUUUGAUCACGUAGAGUUCCCAGCGAUCACUUUCUGUAAUCUCAAUCCAUACAAGAAGAGCCUCGUUGGGAUGGUGCCCUCUAUACGUGAUACGAUGGACGUCUACGACAAUGCAAAAUCUCACAGUAAAGGGGACGCACCGAAAAAGCAGAAGCUUCGACGGAAACAGUACUCAGCAGAGGCAGCGCAAAGGGUGUUGAAGUUGUUUGCAAAGGAAAUCGCUCAAGGUCAAGAAGAGCUUCGAAAACAACAAUUAGCCAGCCAAGGAAUCAAAAAUCGAGAUAAAAGAGAUUUCGCCCACUAG